This is a messenger RNA of Schistocerca gregaria, 2502 nucleotides long. RefSeq lists its product as uncharacterized. Gene Ontology annotation, cellular component: cytoplasm. The transcript is spliced from 2 exons. Gene Ontology annotation, molecular function: metal ion binding; mRNA binding. Gene Ontology annotation, biological process: post-transcriptional regulation of gene expression. Bases 165 to 2222 code for a protein of 685 amino acids. Lineage: Eukaryota; Metazoa; Arthropoda; Insecta; Orthoptera; Acrididae. The record is from RefSeq and is a predicted model, not a curated record.
GGAAAAAGCAAAAAAAAAAAAAAAAAACGUAGAUUUUAUUAUCAUUUCCUCUUCGUAGCCUGAUCGGAACUGCCUAAAUUGGAUGUGUCUAGGGAGUUAGGGGAGACAUUGUCGUACACGUGUAAGUGGAGACGUUGUUGGUGAGUAUUGAUUUAAUUGUCCCGAUGAACGAUCAAAUAGGUGGUGGUGUUACGAUAUCUGACGAUCGAACGUUUCGCCGUUGUUCGUUUUCGUUCGGCUCGGACUUGGCGAGCGGCGGGGACGCUCCGGGGGGGUUGUCGUUUCGGUUCCUUCGGAGCGAAGGAGGAGCGCGGUCGCGAGAAAGCGAGGAUCACUUGUUCGGUCGUGAUUGGGAAGCGACCGACUGGUUCGAAUCGAACUGGGUGGAGGCGAGUUUGAUGGGAAAAGGAAACGAGUGGAGCAUCGGCUUCGGCGUGGGCAUGGGCGGUGUUUGUUGCGACGAGGCGUACGAUGAAGAGGCGCUCGGAACAGGAGCAAACAUGAUCUAUUUGAUAGACGAAAAAUUCGCCUUAGAAAAAAAUGGAGAAGACAUCAUAUUGUCCGGCUGUUUGCACGAAAGCGUCCUGUUGGACGAGGCGAGCGUCGGAUCCGGGCGCGAGUCAUUCGAGGCCCACGGAGCACAAGGCGGGGAUUCGGGCGGACUAGACGACUUGAGGCACUUGAUGCUGUCGGACCGAAGCAACCUAGAUGAUCACCGCGACAGAUUCGGGCAAUCGAACGAGGCGACGCCUGAAAUCACCAUAAACCCGCACGAGUUGAGAGUCCUCGACGAGGUCGCUGUCGAGGUGGAGGAAAACAGGCCGAAGGUCGACGAAGGGAGCAAAUCGAGCGAAAACAAAUGCGGCGAAAAAAAGGAAUCUCGUACAUGUUGGUACUUCUUAAAGGGAAACUGCAAAAAUGAGCGAUGCAGCUUUUUGCACGAGGAAACCCGGCACGAGCAAUUAAACAAGUCCUUGCAUUGUCCAAAACCAAACGCGUCCAAGAACGCGCCAUCCGCUCGCGCAAAGGAUACUGACGCUCAUUCGUCAAAGCACACUCGAGUCGACCGUCGCGGAAAGAACUCAAACGGCACCUCCGUGACGAGAACGAUGUCCAUCACAGAAUGCGUGGGCAGGAUCUAUUCGAUGGCGAAGGACCAACACGGAUGUCGGUUCUUACAGAAAAAGCUGAACGAAGACAAGACGCCCCUAACGUGCAAACUGGUCUUCGAAGAAUUGCUCCCACACAUCGUCGAGCUGAUGCUAGACCACUUCGCGAACUACCUGUGUCAAAAGUUCAUAGAGAAGUGCUCGGUGAACGAGCGCCUGAAGAUCCUACGAACCAUAUCCGGAGAACUCGCGAAAAUCGGAAAGGACAUGUACGGCACCCGAGCGCUGCAAAAGCUGAUCGACCACCUGAACACGAAAGACGAGAUCGAAAUCAUGCGCGAAGGCCUAAAGGACAACGUUGUCUACCUGAUCGAGGACUUGAAUGGAAACCGCGUAAUCCAAAAAUGCAUCCACAAAUUCGGAUCGGAACAUAACCAAUUCAUCUACGACACCAUCGCCAAGCAAUGCGUUCGCAUCUCGACCCAUCGUCACGGAUGCUGCGUCAUGCAGUGCUGUCUCGACUAUUCCACCGACCAACAGCGCGCUCAACUCGUCAACGAGAUCAAGAAGAGCGCAUUCGACCUCGUACAAGACCAAUUUGGCAACUACGUAGUCCAAUACGUCCUGGACCUCGGCAUCGACUCCAUCUUCGAGUCCCUCUCCUCCAUCUUCUCGAAGCACCUAUUCUACUUCUCCACUCAAAAGUUCAGCAGCAACGUCAUCGAGAAGUGCCUGAAAAUUGACAGCGGGAAAUUGGUACGAACCAUUUCCAAAAAACUGGCCGAACUCUGUUGUACGGACCUUUCUGCCAUUCGCGGACUUCCAGACGGCUUCAGAGACGACCCCCUCGUUUUCCUUCUCCAACACCCGUACGGAAACUACGUCAUCCAAACCAUCCUCCAAGAAGCGUCCGUCAAGGCAGUGGCCGAAUGGCGCUCGCUCGCCCAUCACAUUCGGUCCCGCCUAAACCAACUUCGAAACACGCUGUACCUUCGACGCAUCCAAGUCCUCCUCUCCAACAGCCCAGACGGCAGCGCCAGCCGCACCAAGAAGUUCAGUCGCUCUUCUCCCAGACGUAGAACCGACAAGAAAAGACGAACAAAACCCCACUAACGCGCGCGCGUCUCCCACAUCAAGGGGAACUCAAAACCUCUUUUGUAAAAAAAAAGUCAACCGCCAACCCGUCAAAUUGGCGCUCGCUUUAUUUCUCAGGUCGUCUGCGCUUCUGCGCUCUCCGCCUGCGAAGUUUGACAUUGCGUGAACGCACUUUGUCGGCCCAUUUUGUUGCGCACGAAGAGGACCAUUUUGUCCAAAUUUGUACCUAAUUACAUUUUAGACUCGUGAAUUUGUCACUCUAAUUUGGCGGGAAGUGAAAACACCUCGCGUGCGGAAA